GGAAGCUCCACGUCUACCGAAGCCACGGAAGCUGAUGCAGCGAAGAGGAGCGCAGGGGAUCCGGAUACUCUGAAGUCAGUCGCCGGUGCCUGAAAUCAUGCCUCUCCGACUAGACAUCAAGCGGAAGCUGACGGCCCGCUCGGACCGCGUGAAAAGCGUGGACCUGCAUCCCACUGAGCCAUGGAUGCUGGCCAGUCUCUACAAUGGCAGCGUGUGUGUGUGGAACCAUGAGACACAGACACUGGUGAAAACAUUUGAAGUGUGCGAUCUCCCCGUGAGGGCCUCCAAGUUUGUAGCGAGGAAGAACUGGGUCAUCACAGGAGCAGACGACAUGCAGAUCCGCGUGUUCAACUACAACACGCUGGAACGUGUGCAUAUGUUCGAGGCCCAUUCCGACUACAUUCGCUGCAUUGCUGUGCACCCGACGCAGCCCUUCAUUCUUACAAGCAGUGAUGACAUGCUCAUCAAGCUGUGGGACUGGGACAAAAAGUGGUCCUGCAGCCAAGUUUUUGAGGGCCAUACCCACUACGUGAUGCAGAUAGUGAUCAACCCCAAGGACAACAACCAGUUUGCUAGCGCCUCUCUCGACAGAACCAUCAAGGUCUGGCAGCUUGGCUCAUCUUCGCCCAACUUCACCCUGGAGGGUCAUGAGAAGGGUGUCAACUGCAUUGACUACUACAGCGGGGGAGACAAGCCGUACCUCAUUUCUGGUGCGGACGACCGACUGGUGAAGAUCUGGGACUACCAGAAUAAGACAUGUGUCCAAACAUUGGAGGGACACGCCCAGAAUGUGUCCUGUGUGAGCUUCCACCCAGAACUGCCUAUCAUUAUCACCGGCUCAGAGGACGGCACCGUGCGGAUCUGGCACUCAAGCACGUACCGCCUGGAGAGCACGCUCAACUAUGGCAUGGAGCGAGCGUGGUGUGUGGCGGGUCUGCGCGGCUCCAACAGCGUGGCACUCGGCUACGACGAGGGCAGCAUCAUCAUCAAGCUUGGCCGCGAGGAGCCGGCCAUGUCCAUGGACGCCAACGGGAAGAUCAUCUGGGCAAAGCAUUCAGAGGUGCAGCAGGCCAACCUGAAGGCCAUGGGUGAUGCCGAGAUCAAAGACGGGGAGCGCUUGCCCCUGGCAGUCAAAGACAUGGGCAGCUGCGAGAUCUACCCUCAGACUAUCCAGCACAACCCCAACGGCAGGUUUGUGGUGGUGUGUGGAGACGGAGAGUAUAUCAUCUACACGGCCAUGGCGCUGAGGAACAAGAGCUUUGGCUCCGCACAGGAGUUUGUCUGGGCCCACGACUCCUCUGAGUACGCCAUCCGGGAGAGCAAUAGCGUGGUGAAAAUUUUCAAGAACUUUAAAGAGAAGAAGUCCUUCAAACCAGAGUUUGGGGCAGAAGGUAUCUACGGCGGGUUCUUGCUGGGUGUGAGGUCCGUGAACGGUUUGGCCUUUUACGACUGGGAGAACACAGAGCUGAUCCGACGUAUCGAGAUUCAGCCCAAACAUAUAUUCUGGUCGGACUCAGGCGAGCUGGUGUGCAUUGCCACUGAGGAGUCCUUUUUCAUCCUGCGGUAUCUGUCAGAUAAGGUAGCAGCAGCGCAGGAGUCCAACGAGGGUGUGACAGAGGAUGGCAUCGAGGACGCCUUUGAGGUCCAGGGCGAGAUCCAGGAGAUUGUGAAGACAGGCCUCUGGGUAGGAGACUGCUUCAUAUACACCAGCUCCGUCAACAGACUCAACUACUUCGUAGGUGGAGAGAUCGUUACCAUCGCUCACCUCGACAGGACCAUGUACCUGCUGGGCUACAUCCCAAAGGAUGAUCGUCUCUACCUGGGAGACAAGGAGCUGAACAUCGUCAGCUACUCGUUGCUGGUUUCCGUCCUGGAGUACCAGACAGCCGUCAUGCGCAGGGACUUCAGCAUGGCCGACAAGGUGCUGCCCACUAUCCCCAAGGAGCAGAGGACUCGAGUUGCCCACUUCCUGGAAAAGCAGGGCUUCAAGCAGCAAGCGCUGGCGGUCUCAACGGACCCCGAGCACCGCUUCGAACUGGCGUUGCAGCUUGGGGAGCUCAAAAUUGCCUACCAGCUGGCUGUGGAAGCAGAGUCGGAGCAGAAGUGGAAGCAGCUGGCGGAGCUGGCCGUCGCGCGGUGCCAGUUUGGCCUGGCACAAGAGUGUCUCCACCACGCCCAGGACUACGGAGGACUCCUCCUGCUGGCCACUGCCUCCGGCAACGCUGGCAUGGUGAGCCGCUUGGCUGAGGGCGCCGAGCGCGACGGCAAGAAUAAUGUGGCCUUCAUGACCUACUUCCUGCAGGGAAAGCUGGAUUGCUGCCUCGAGCUCCUGAUCCGCACCAACCGCCUGCCGGAGGCGGCUUUCCUGGCCCGCACCUACCUGCCCAGCCAGGUGUCCAGGGUGGUGAAGCUGUGGAGGGAGAGUCUGUCCAAAGUGAACCAGAAGGCGGCCGAGUCUCUGGCGGACCCCACGGAGUACGAGAACCUGUUUCCUGGCCUGAGGGAGUCCUUCCUGGCUGAGCAGUACCUCAAGGAGACCACUGGGAAGUUGAGGCCGGCCAGAGACUACCCCCUCGUCAUGCCCAAUGAGGACAGGAAUGUGCUGGAGGAGGCCAAGGACUACGAGCCCAAAGGAGUCCCUGAGACCACAGAGGAAGUGGCGGAGGUCAAUAAGGAGGCUCAGCCGGCCGCAGCAUUUUUUGAGGCAGCUGCGGCUGUCGUUUCGGUUGUGGCGACUGCCUCGGGAGUGGGCAGAGACAAGGAAGAGGGCAGGGAGGACAAAGCUGCACCACCAGCUCAACAGUCUUCACCCGAAGACAAAAGCACAGAGGCGGACCUUGACGAUCUGGACGAAGAUCUGGACAACCUUGAUUUGGAGGAUGUCGACACGGCGGAUGUCAACCUAGACGAUGAUUUCCUAGACGACUAAAAUGCUGCAAAAUUGUAGAGACCAAGCUCAUUAUUUCUUAUUAUUUCUGGAAUAAGGAUGAGAAGGGUGUCCUGUGAGGGUUGUCUGCAGUAGCAGAAGAGGAAACACUUGUGGCGUUCUUUCGAAGUUUUGUACUUUAUUCAAAAAUCCUGGCAUUCAGAAUUAACUAUUGUCUUUGAAGGUAAAUGUUCUGUCUGUUAUUGUUUAUCUCAAUAAAUCAGUUCUGUUGCUGAAAAUCUACCU
Messenger RNA from Scleropages formosus (Asian bonytongue), 3172 nucleotides. It is a transcript of the gene copb2, whose product is annotated as COPI coat complex subunit beta 2. Gene Ontology annotation, cellular component: COPI vesicle coat. Bases 98 to 2929 code for a protein of 943 amino acids. The record is from RefSeq and is a predicted model, not a curated record. The transcript is spliced from 22 exons. Gene Ontology annotation, molecular function: structural molecule activity; protein binding. Lineage: Eukaryota; Metazoa; Chordata; Actinopteri; Osteoglossiformes; Osteoglossidae. Gene Ontology annotation, biological process: intra-Golgi vesicle-mediated transport; retrograde vesicle-mediated transport, Golgi to endoplasmic reticulum; endoplasmic reticulum to Golgi vesicle-mediated transport.